Nasonia vitripennis (jewel wasp) is the source of this 1233-nucleotide messenger RNA. Its product is annotated as poly(A) polymerase gamma-like. Lineage: Eukaryota; Metazoa; Arthropoda; Insecta; Hymenoptera; Pteromalidae. Gene Ontology annotation, molecular function: RNA binding; poly(A) RNA polymerase activity. The transcript has 3 exons. The record is from RefSeq and is a predicted model, not a curated record. The coding region runs from base 1 to 1011 and encodes 336 amino acids. Gene Ontology annotation, cellular component: nucleus.
AUGUGGAGAGUAUUCAAACAAAAACUAGGUAAAAAUGCGAAAAAAGAUAGAAAUAUAAACCAGAUUUAUGAUGAUAGGAAAAAUUUAAUAAAUAAUCAUACAGAUAUUGCUAACCAUUUCAACUCUUACUUUAGUAGCAUCGGCAAAACAUUGAGUGAUCAAAUAGUGCAACCAAUGAAUAAUGGAGGAGUAGACAACAUAAACUCUAAAUCACUAAAAACUCUAACACAGUACAUAGUAGACCCACUGGUAAUAUUGGUCGCACGAACGUGUCAGUUGUAUCCAAAUGCUGCCCCAGCAACUUUAAUACAGAAAUUCUUCCAGAUCUUCUCAAUAUGGGAGUGGCCAAGACCAGUGCUACUAAAAUCUGUUAAAAAAGUUCAUUUAGGCUUGCAAGUGUGGGAUCCUCGGGUAAAUGCUGCAGACAGGCCACCUUAUCAGCUUAUGCCAAUCAUUACACCUGCUUACCCUCAGCAGAAUUCGACUUUUAAUGUAACCAUUUCUACGAGGACAAUAAUGGAGGAGGCAAUAAAGACUGGGUUAGCCAUUACAAAAGAUGCCAUGGGUAAAGCUUCGUGGGACAAACUUUUCGAACCACCAAAUUUCUUCGACAAAUACAAACAUUUUGUAAUUUUGUCAGCAAGUAGUUUACCUGAAGAUGCUCAAUUAGAAUGGUCAGGAUUUAUUGAAUCGAAGAUACGACAUUUAAUAGGAUCAUUUGACAGGAAUCCGAACAUUACAUUGGCCCACAUUAAUCCAAAGUCAUUCCCAUCGCUAAAGCCUGAAGCAGACGAACACGUUUGUAUGUGGCUUAUAGGCUUGAAAUUCAGAAAAGCCGAAAAUCUGAAUAUUGACCUAACUUCAGACAUUAAGUCAUUUAUUGAAACGACUGAGAGACAAGCGAAAAAAAUUAAUAAUUUGUUUAAAAAUGGUAUGUUUUUACAAAAUUAUAUCGCUGCAAACCAGAUCAAAAGAGGAAGGAAAACAUCGAGCAAUACUCAGCAAAAUUAAAAUGCCAAGCUUAACGGAGGAGUUUCUUCAAGAAAUAAAAGUAAUGAGACGCUCAGGAAGAGUUCAGAUGAGAGUCUGGAAAGUAAUAAUAAUAAAUGCAAAGUUCAAAAUAGUAAGCAGCAACAUCAACAGUCACAGUCAAUUCCAAUCUCCAGCAACUCAGGGUUUGGUAAUAGAGGAGUAUAAGCCAAAUUCAACGCCUGCUAAGACUUGUCGCGCUAU